Molecule: messenger RNA, 830 nt
Organism: Glossina fuscipes
Lineage: Eukaryota; Metazoa; Arthropoda; Insecta; Diptera; Glossinidae
Product: succinate dehydrogenase [ubiquinone] cytochrome b small subunit, mitochondrial-like
Exons: 4
Coding region: 209-739 (176 amino acids)
Biological process (GO): tricarboxylic acid cycle; mitochondrial electron transport, succinate to ubiquinone
Cellular component (GO): mitochondrial envelope; membrane
Molecular function (GO): ubiquinone binding; heme binding
Source: RefSeq, a predicted model, not a curated record
CUAUGUCAGAUUACUCUUUGCCCACGAAAAUCCUAAGAAAAUUCGCUGAAACGACGAAAGCAAAUUUAUCCCAUAAAUUAGCUGUCAAAUUAUUCGCAUUCUGUUCAGUUCCUUCUGUCUAAAAACUUCAUCACUAUUUUGUUUAAGCAAAGUUUUAAGAGAGCAAAUAACUAUAUUGCACAUAAUCUAAAAAUUUUAUAAAAUAAAAAUGGCUUUGCAACUAGCGCUACGCAACGCACCCAGAAUCAAUGCUGCAAAUAUCUUGAAGACAGGUCGUUUAACUUCGUUGAAGACCUAUGCCACCAUAGUUGGUGCUCAACGGACUGCUAUUGCAAACUCUUUAAAUAUAGCAAAGAGUGUAAAGCCAUUUACACGUACAAUUGCACUAAGUUCCCCCCGUUUGUCAGCGGCUGGUGGUAAUCACACUACAUUAUGGACUCUCGAAAGAGUAGUGUCAUUAGCUUUAUUAGGGGUUAUACCUGCCGCUUUCCUAGUGCCCUCGCAAACGCUAGAUGCUUUAAUGGCCGUAUCGUUGGUACUUCACUCUCACUGGGGUAUUGAAGCCAUGAUUACGGAUUACGUACGUCCUGCUAUUGUUGGCAAUGUUUUACCUAAAGUAUCUCAUGCUUCUCUCUUGUUAUUAUCCAUGGCUACUUUGGGAGGUCUUUUCUAUUUAAUUUAUAACGACAUUGGUAUCGCCAAGUCUGUUAAGAAAUUAUGGGCCGUAAAAGCUGCUUAAUUUAUUUAUGAAAAAUAAAAGUCUAAAUGAGGAGUCUGCCACCAAAUAACUAUUAAGCUAGAAAGUCUUUAUGUUAUGUAUACACGAAUGU